AUUAAUUGCUUUGUCUUUCAGUUUUCUCUUUGAAAUGCUCAUGUCUUGGUAAGCAUGGCCUUAGUCAUGGAAAAUAUGCGAUUGUGCUAGAAAUAUACCAUUGCAAUUAAACGUUUGCAUCGUGUAUACCAUACAAUAUAUAAAACUCCAGCAACCCGCCUGUUGAAUAUUGUAACACAACACUUAAUUCUUCUCUACCUUCAAUAUAAUUUACACACUCACACCUACAAUUCAACCAGGAACUGAAAUGGACUCCUCAAAGCUCUUCUCCCCCCUCAAGGUGGGCAAACUCCAACUCGCCCACCGCCUCGCCCUGGCACCUAUGACCCGCUUCCGGGUUGACGACGACCACGUCCCGCAGGACAUGGUGUCCGAGUACUACGCACAGCGCGCUGUCACCCCCGGGACACUCCUCAUCACAGAAGCAACCCUGAUCUCAACCAGACCAGGCGUAUACAACAACGUACCGGCGCUCUAUGACAGCGCCCAAAUCGCACAGUGGCGCAAAGUCACAGACGCCGUGCACGCAAAGGGGUCGUACAUCUUCGCGCAGCUAUGGGCUCUUGGCCGUGUCGCUGACCCCGUCGCCACGAAGGAGGCGAAUGGUCCCGAUGCAGAGCUUAUCUCGAGCAGCGCCAGUCCGUUUAACCCGGAGGUAGUGCCGAAGGAGAUGAGCGAGGAGGAGAUCGCGGCAGUGAUUGGGGAUUUCGCCCAGGCGGCGAAGAACGCUAUUGAGGCGGGCUUUGAUGGCGUUGAGAUCCACGGCGCGAAUGGCUAUCUGGUUGACCAGUUCAUUCAGAAGCCUGUGAACAAGAGGACGGAUGCAUGGGGUGGGAGUGUUGAGAACCGCGCGCGGUUCCCGCUGGAGGUGAUCAAGGCUGUUGUUGACGCUAUUGGUGCGGAGCGUACGGCCAUUCGAUACAGUCCGUGGAGCACGUUCCAGGGCAUGGGCGUUGACACAAAGGAGGAUACUAUUGAGCAGUUUGGGUAUCUGGCGCGCAAGACGGCCGAGUUCAAGCUUGCGUAUGUGCAUAUUGUUGAGGCGCGCAUUGCGGGCAACACGGAGACGGAAGUUAGCGAUGCCAAGGACUUGCAGUUCUUCUUCGAUGGGUACCAGCGUGCUGGGCCGAUUAUGGUAGCUGGCGGGUAUGUCGGCGAGACUGCACGCGAGGCUGCAGAUGUGCAUUAUAAGGACCACGAGGUGUUGGUUGCCAUCGGACGGCCAUGGACCGCGAACCCGGACCUUGCCUUCAGGAUUAAGAACAGCAUCCCGCUGCGGCCAUACGAGAGAGAGCACUUCUAUACAGCGCGCAGCCCAAGGGGAUACAUCGAUUAUGAGGUCAGCGAGGAGUUCAAGACCGCUGCUGCUGCUGCUUGAUUUUGAUGGGUUUACUGCAUUUGCUUAGCGUAUGAUAAUGUAUUUCGGUCUCGUUAUAUAGAUAUAAAUGCAUAA
Messenger RNA from Aspergillus versicolor CBS 583.65, 1453 nucleotides. Its product is annotated as alkene reductase. The transcript has a single exon. Gene Ontology annotation, molecular function: NADPH dehydrogenase activity; FMN binding. The record is from RefSeq and is a predicted model, not a curated record. NCBI's taxonomy places the organism in Eukaryota, Fungi, Ascomycota, Eurotiomycetes, Eurotiales, Aspergillaceae. The coding region runs from base 248 to 1378 and encodes 376 amino acids.